Molecule: messenger RNA, 2355 nt
Organism: Solanum verrucosum
Lineage: Eukaryota; Viridiplantae; Streptophyta; Magnoliopsida; Solanales; Solanaceae
Exons: 5
Coding region: 363-2093 (576 amino acids)
Source: RefSeq, a predicted model, not a curated record
AUUUCAGAUGCGUGUGAAUGUAAAAAUUCAAUUAUUUUAGGUAUGGUUAACAUUUUUAGUACAGAACAUACAUUGGCACAAUUACGAAGUUGCUCCUUUGGUUACAUGCAGGUUAUGUGUUCAAUGCGUGGAAACAGCCUCUUUGCAUAAAUCCAAUGGAAAAGUUGCUGAUAAUAUAUGCCCGCCCUUCUACCCUGGGGAGUAUUUCAUUUCAUGUACGGGAAAAUGUCUUGAUAAUGGACUGUAAGAAGCUUCAAGAAAGGUAGUAAUUGAUUUGUUUGUCUGUGGAUGUGGGGAUAAGUGGGGUAUAGGAGUGAAGUUGUUUCUCUGUCUGUUUGCUAGUAAAUCUGAAUCCCAUUAAAAUGGUGCGACGGGGAUUGGAGGGCUGUGAUAUUUUGUUUGACAUAUCCCGUUUAGGGAGAAAGAGGGCAUACUCUUGGAAUAAGGAAUCAGAGUUUGAAAAUAGUGAUAUUUUUCGUUUCAAAAGGCAGAUUAGAAAAACAAGGAAUAUUGAUGAAGAUUAUGUACAGUAUUUGAUGCUUCUCCUUGACUAUGAUGAAGAGUCUAAGUGUUGCACAAAUGAAGGCGGAAAGGAAGGUCCCUCUGUUGCUAGAGAUAGGUUUAAUUAUGACAUGGAUGAGGAUGUGAAUGAGUAUGAGGAUGAUGAAGACGAGGAUGAGGAUAUUGAUCCAGACUACAGGAAGUUUUUGGCUAAUGCUAAACCAAAUGGGAACUCAUAUAUGGUUAAAAUUGAUAGAAGUGUUGGGUUUCCUGUGUUUGUAGAGUUUGAGAAAGAGGAUGGAUCUGAUGGAGAGUUUGAAUAUUUAGGACAGAGAAAACAGCAGGGUUCUGGGGAUGAGGAGGAUUUAGGUAAUGUCAGUUGCAAAGAUAAAGUAGAAAGUCAGCCAUUUUCAAGAGUUGUCCUGGAAAAUGAUGAUAAUAGAUCUGCAGGAGACAACAAUGCAGUAUUUGAGCCUUCUGAUCCUGUUACUCCGAUGGAAAAAGGGCUUACGAGCCAGAAGCCUAGCUUGGGGGAGGAUGGUGAGUGCAAGAGGCGUCAGAAGGGUGAGACGAAGAAUAGAUCAAAUAAGGAGCAGAAGAAAGGGAAAGGGAGAAAAUCAGCUAAAGUUACUACCAAAGAAGAGGGAGUUGAUAUAGAUGAAGACUAUUCCUAUCUUCUGGAGAAAUUUAUAUGUAAGAAUUGGAGCACGACACCCUCAUUUAUGAGGAAAUAUAAUCUAAAAAGUAAGAAAUCAUCAACGACUGUCCUGGAAAAUGAUAGCAAUAUAUCUGUGGGAGACAUAGAUAUGACACAUGAGCUCUCUGAUACUCUAUCUCCAAAGAAAAAGAAGAAAAAGGGGCUUACAAGCCAGAAAAAUAGCACGAAGGGAAAUGAUGCAUCCAAGAGGCAGGAAAACAGUGAGAAAAGGAAAAAAUCAAACAAAAAGCAGGCGGGCCGAAAAAGGAGAAAAUUAGCAGAUGUCCCUUUAAACGAAGAUGUAGCUGGGAGAAAAUCAGUAGAUGUCACUGUCAAAGAAGAGAUAGCUGAUGUAGAUGAAGUCUCAUUUAAAAGAUGUAACAAAUUUGAAUGCGAGGCUGCUGAUGAAGAUCUUCAAAUAGUUGACAGUGGUGAUUGUACAUUUGGAAAGGAAGGAGACUCUAAUCUCGUGGAAGCUUCUUUAUCAAAACACUGUGAAAAUGUUGAGGAUAGCUUCCCAAGGAAAACUGAGCGUUCUGAUUUUUGGUGGAAUGUCAAGGCUCUUCUUGAGAGGCCUUACGAUCAGAAGGAAUAUAUCGGAUUGUGGAAAUCUGUCAAAAGUAGAAAGCCUACUCUAAAGGAUAUGGACUUGCGUAAUGGGAAAUUUUACUCGACGAGGCGGUUGGGAAAAUCAUAUUUGGAUCAUUAUAAAGACCUUCAUGAAAAACUUAAAGAAGUUGACAACGACAACAUAAAGCAGCUAAACAUCUUGCGCGGUUUUUUCUUUUGGUUACAGAAUCUCACACAAAAAGGUGCCUUCAGGCCGUGGACAGAUCCGGAGUGGCUCUCAUUGGUUGAUAAUUCUAUUGUUCCAAUGAUUACUUCCAAUGAAUAAUCAAGCUGGGACAAUUUGGUGAAAGAUGUUACCAAAGUAUGCUAUGCUGAAGUCAGAAAUUAUACAGUGUGUUGUCCGUUUUGGUAUUGGAUUAUCUUGCUAUCUUUUUUUUUCUUUCUUAUAACAUUGUAGUACUCCUCUGGAAGAUUUCACCCCUCUCAGUCUGGUAUAAUGCCCGGAAAUGUGUUAUAUUAAACUGGCAGUUGUUGAUUUACCUGAAGUUACUUCUUUACAAAGGAUGUAAAGGGGAUUGAAGUCACUU